CGUAUGAGAAAUUGUCUCUCCCAAUUUUUUUGCCACAAGAGAAACAUAUGAGACUUUGAAGAAACAAAGAAACAAAAAAUCCACAAAGAGAACAUGGGGAAGAAUAUGCAACUAAGCUUACUAUAUGUUGUGGAGUUUACUAUGGUUGCUUUUACAUUGUUGUUGGUAGUUGAUGGGCGAAGAUUGAUAGAAACGCCGAUCGUUAGAUUGGAUAUACAAACUAACCAAGUGACGAUGAGCAAUGGCAUUGUCAAUGUUACAUUAUCAAUACCAUAUGGUGUCGUUAUGAGCAUAUCAUAUGGUGGAGUCAACAACUUACUCGCUACUCAAAAUGUUGAAAAAAAUAGAGGGUAUUGGGAUAUUUUUUGGAAUCGUACAACAUCUAAAAGAGCUCGAAAAAAGUUCUUGGGAAAUAGUUUCGAGGUCAUUAUGGAUACCGAAAACCAGGCAGAAAUUUCGUUUAAAAGUACAUGGAAUGCUUCUCAAUCUGAUGAACUUCCAUUAAACAGUGACUUAAGGUUUGUGAUGUUACAAGACACACCUGGAUUUUAUACGUAUGCUAUCGUUGAGCGUUUGGAAGGAUGGCCUCUUGUAUAUAUCGAAAAUUUAAGAGUUGUCUUCAAGCUUCAACAGGACAUGUUUGAUUACAUGGCUAUCUCGGACGAGAGGCAGAGGAUCAUGCCAAUGCCAGUGGAUCGAGAGACGGGGAAGGUGCUCGACUACAAAGAAGCUGUUCUUUUGACAAAUCCAACUAAUCUAGAUCUAAAAGGAGAGGUGGAUGACAAAUACUUUUAUGCAACUGAUAACAAAGACGAUAGAGUUCAUGGAUGGGUGAGUUCCACUAAUCCUCCAGUAGGAUUUUGGAUGAUAAUUCCGAAUGAUGAAUUUCGUACUGGAGGACCUUACAAACAAGAUCUCACUUCACAUGUUGGUCCAACUGUGCUAUCUAUAUUUGUAAGUAGACAUUUUGCUGGAGAUGAUCUUGUUAUCAAAUUUCAACAAGGAGAGCCAUGGAAAAAAGUUAUUGGCCCUGUAUUUCUCUAUCUUAACUCAAAUUCUUCAGCUAUGGACAAUCCCACCAUACUCUGGGAUGAUGCUAAGAGAAGGAUGAAUCAAGAAGUUGCAAACUGGCCUUAUGAUUUUCCAGUUUCGGAAGAGUACAUCAAAUCUAAUCAAAGAGGAAUUAUUCGAGGCCAACUUCUUGUUAACGACAGCACUACGACUUUAAUACCCGCAUCCAAGGGUUAUAUAGGGUUAGCACCACUAGGAGAUGUUGGAUCUUGGCAAAGAGAAAACAAAGGUUAUCAGUUUUGGACUAAAACAAAUGCUAUGGGGAAUUUCACCAUAGAAAAUGUCAUAUCCGGUACAUAUAACUUGUAUGCAACCGUCCUAGGAAUAAUUGGGGAUUACAAAUACACUUUUGAUGUACAAGUUACUCCAGGUUCUAGUAUUGAAUUAGGGAGUUUGGUUUAUAAUCCUCCAAGAAAUGGAGCUACACUUUGGGAAAUCGGUGUACCAGAUCGAACAGCUGCUGAGUUCUUUGUUCCAACGCCACCUCCAGAAUUUAACGUGCACGUAUACCAAAACAAUUUUGAAUCAAUAUUUAGACAAUAUGGUUUGUGGGAACAAUAUAGUGUUUUAUAUCCUGAAAAUGAUCUUGUCUACAAUGUUGGGACUAGCAAUUAUUCAAAAGAUUGGUUUUUUGCUCAUGUUACUAGGAACAUAGGAAACAAGACCUAUAUAUCUACCACAUGGAAAAUCAUAUUUAACCUUGAAAUUAUUGACAAUGCAUCAAAUUACACUCUCCAAAUGGCUCUUGCAGCAGCUCAAAGAGCUGAACUACAAGUUCGUUUCAACGAUGAAAACGUUGUUGAACCUCAUUUUACGACAGGAAAAAUAGGGGGAGAUAAUGCAAUCGCGAGACAUGGUAUUCAUGGAUUAUAUUUUCUUUAUAGUAUCGAAGUAAAGGGCAAUCUACUUGUAAAUGGAACAAACACAAUUUUUCUUACACAAGCAAUAGCUACUAACCCCUUUCAGGGAGUAAUGUAUGAUUAUCUUCGUUUAGAAGGACCUUAUCAAUGAUAAAAUGGUCAUU
This is a messenger RNA of Solanum stenotomum, 2095 nucleotides long. Its product is annotated as probable rhamnogalacturonate lyase B. The transcript is spliced from 17 exons. Gene Ontology annotation, molecular function: catalytic activity; carbohydrate binding. Lineage: Eukaryota; Viridiplantae; Streptophyta; Magnoliopsida; Solanales; Solanaceae. Gene Ontology annotation, biological process: carbohydrate metabolic process. The record is from RefSeq and is a predicted model, not a curated record. The coding region runs from base 94 to 2082 and encodes 662 amino acids.